GGCUUCAACCACUUACUAGCAAAUUGCUGUUGGGAUGAAGCUUUGUAGCUUUGGAGUCCUGGUAGCCAUCUUCCUCUUGUGUGAGCAGCAUGUCUUCGCUUUUCAGAGUGGCCAGGUUUUAUCUGCUCUUCCUAGAACCUCCAGGCAAGUUCAGAUUCUGCAGAAUCUUACUACAACAUUCGAGAUUGUUCUCUGGCAGCCAGUAACAGCUGAAUUUAUUAAGAAGCAGAAAGAAGUCCAUUUUUUUGUGAAUAAGUCUGAUGUAAACAAUGUGAAAGCCCAUUUACAUGACAGCACAAUUCAAUUCAGAAUCUUGGUGGAAGAAGUGAAAGAUCUUAUCAAACAGCAAACUCUCAAUGACACGGUCACCCCCCGGACUUCCUCCUCAUACUAUGAACGGUAUCACCCACUAAAUGAAAUCUACUUUUGGAUGGAAGCCAUAACUAAGAACUAUCCUGAAAUGGUUGAAAAAAUCCACAUUGGAUCCUCAUACGAGAAGUACCCACUUUAUGUUUUAAAGGUUUCUAGAAAAGAACAAACAGCCAAAAAUGCCAUAUGGAUCGACUGUGGCAUCCAUGCCAGAGAAUGGAUCUCUCCUGCUUUCUGCUUGUGGUUCAUAGACCAUGUAACUCAAUCAUAUGGGAAAGAAACACCAUACACUGAUCUUCUGAUGCACGUGGAUUUCUAUGUGAUGCCAGUAGUUAAUGUGGAUGGUUAUGACUUUACAUGGAAAAAGAAUCGAAUGUGGAGAAAGAACCGGUCCUUGCAUGAAAAUAAUCGUUGCAUCGGAACAGACCUCAACAGGAACUUUGCUUCCAAACACUGGUGUGGGGAAGGUGCAUCAAGUUUCUCAUGCUCAGAAACCUACUGUGGCCUGUACCCUGAAUCAGAACCAGAAGUGAAGGCAAUGGCUAAUUUCUUGAGAAAAAACAUCAACCAUAUUAAGGCUUACAUCAGUAUGCAUUCAUACUCCCAGCAGAUACUGUUUCCAUAUUCCUAUAAUCGAAGCAAAAGCAAAGACCAUGAGGAACUGUCCCUAGUGGCCAGUGAAGCAGCCCGUGCUAUUGAGACUACUAAUAAAAAUAUCAGAUACACUCAUGGCAGUGGUUCAGAAACUUUAUACCUAGCUCCUGGAGGUUCAGAUGACUGGAUCUAUGACUUGGGCAUAAAAUAUUCGUUUACAAUUGAACUUCGAGAUAAAGGCAGAUACGGAUUCUUGCUGCCAGAGCGUUACAUCAAGCCCACUUGUAGAGAAGCUUUCGCCGCUAUCUCUAAAAUAGUUGGGCAUGUCAUCAAGAAUGUUUAAUGUCGUUAAUUUUUUCACUCUUCUCCCAUAUUUUAGUUUACUGGUUCCAACAGGACCAAAUCAUUGUACCCGUUCUUCUGAAAUUUGAUCAGUAGUUUUGAGAAAAGGUUUUCCUAUUCUUUGCUUUUGUCACAGAACAAAAUAAAUGUUACCUUAAAAUUAAGGCAGAAAAAGGCUCACAUUUCUUUUUCCUUUUUAAAAAAUUUGUAAGAGGCUAGAUAGAGAUUUUGAUUCAGGAUGUCUGACUACCCACCUCAAGCAAUUUUAAUAACUAGUUUCUUGCAGAUCAUUGGACCACAAAAGGAAAGGUGGUUAGAAGUACGUUAAAGAUUUCUGCUCCAAAUUUUCAGUGAACUGCUUGCGCCUUUAAAAACACAGCCGUGUAUGCUUUGCUCCACAGUAAUAAGCGAUGGCCCAGAUAGCGGAAUGUCAAAAACAGGACAAAUAUCCCCUGUCACUGCUCAGUAAACAUUGUUGAGCAAAUGAAUGAACAGCUGUAGUUAUUUUCAACAACAGAUGUGGCAUUUACAACAGCUGUUUAUUGUAAGAAGUUAUGUAAUAAAAGAAGUAAA
Molecule: messenger RNA, 1878 nt
Organism: Zalophus californianus (California sea lion)
Lineage: Eukaryota; Metazoa; Chordata; Mammalia; Carnivora; Otariidae
Gene: CPB2
Product: carboxypeptidase B2
Exons: 12
Coding region: 35-1306 (423 amino acids)
Biological process (GO): proteolysis; fibrinolysis
Molecular function (GO): metallocarboxypeptidase activity; zinc ion binding
Source: RefSeq, a predicted model, not a curated record